Gordionus sp. m RMFG-2023 is the source of this 1992-nucleotide messenger RNA. RefSeq names its product guanine nucleotide-binding protein subunit alpha-11. Gene Ontology annotation, cellular component: heterotrimeric G-protein complex. Gene Ontology annotation, molecular function: G protein-coupled receptor binding; G-protein beta/gamma-subunit complex binding; guanyl nucleotide binding. Gene Ontology annotation, biological process: adenylate cyclase-modulating G protein-coupled receptor signaling pathway; phospholipase C-activating dopamine receptor signaling pathway. The record is from RefSeq and is a predicted model, not a curated record. NCBI's taxonomy places the organism in Eukaryota, Metazoa, Nematomorpha, Gordioida, Chordodea, Parachordodidae. The coding region runs from base 554 to 1615 and encodes 353 amino acids. The transcript is spliced from 9 exons.
UUGUACAAAUAAAAUGAUGCUUUAAAAUAUACCAUAGAAAGAAUUAAUAUUCUAUUUUUUUUUCUAUAAAAUUAUAUUCAAAUCAUGAUAUUUCUUUUAUUUCAACAAACUGAGAAAGAAAGUUCUGGAAAUUCUUAAAGAUCAAUUCAAUUUAUUGGAUCUAACAAAUAUAAUUAUUUGUCAAAUUAUGAUAUAAUAUGAUGACUAAAAUAAUAUAUUACUAAGUUAUAAUAUUGGGAAAUAUUUGCCAAUAUCAUAUAUCUUCAUGCAACCAAUUAUUAUCAAACAUGGACUUAUUGUUAAAAUAUAAAAAUGACUUAUUCAACAUUCACAAAUAAUAAACUUAAUAAAAUUCAAAUAUCUUUGGGAUUUUAAAUCUUAAUCAUUUUCUUUAAUCCAGGACAAUUCCAAAUUCAGGAUUAUCUAAUCCAGGAUAUUCUUUCCUUUCUAUUCUUUGCUGGAAUAAAGGAGACUGACUAUCACUUUUUUUAAAAAAAAGAAGCAAAAAUUCUCCCACCUUCCUGCCAUUAUAUCUCUUCCAAAUCCCGAAAUCAUGUCUUGCUGCAUGAGCGAGGAAGCUAAGGAACAAAAAAGGAUCAACCAAGAGAUAGAGAAGCAACUCAAGAAGGAUAAGAGGGACGCCAGAAGAGAGUUGAAGCUGCUACUGCUAGGUACAGGAGAGAGCGGCAAAUCGACAUUCAUAAAGCAAAUGCGGAUAAUUCACGGGAGCGGAUAUUCCGAAGAAGACAAGCGCGGAUUUGUAAGGCUUGUUUACCAGAACAUAUUUUCGGCCGCGAAUUCCCUAGUGAGAGCUAUGGAAACUCUGCGAAUUCCGUAUACUAACCAGGCUAAUCUUGAAAAGGCGGCAUUAAUAAAAGAAGUGGACUACGAAGCCGUUAUCACCUUUGAUCCCAUUUUCGUGGAAGCAAUCAAAUCCUUGUGGAAUGACCCCGGAAUCCAAGAAUGUUAUGAUAGGAGAAGAGAAUAUCAGCUAACUGACAGUGCAAAAUACUAUUUAACCGACGUUGACAGGAUAAGCCAGCUUGACUACCUACCAACUCAGCAGGACAUCCUCAGGGUAAGAGUUCCCACCACCGGUAUCAUUGAAUAUCCUUUCGAUCUCGACUCUAUCAUAUUCAGGAUGGUAGACGUGGGUGGUCAGCGGAGUGAAAGGCGAAAAUGGAUACAUUGUUUUGAAAAUGUCACGUCAAUCAUGUUCCUCGUAGCGCUCAGUGAAUACGACCAGGUGCUCGUGGAGAGUGAUAACGAAAAUAGAAUGGAGGAAAGCAAAGCUCUAUUCAGGACCAUCAUAACAUACCCUUGGUUUCAAAACAGCUCGGUUAUUUUGUUUCUCAACAAAAAAGACCUGUUGGAAGAGAAGAUCGUACAUUCUCAUCUGGCAGACUAUUUUCCCGAUUUCGAUGGACCCAAAAGGGACGCCCAGGCGGCCCGGGAGUUUAUUCUCAAAAUGUUUGUGGAUUUGAAUCCAGAUACGGAUAAAAUUAUAUAUUCUCACUUCACUUGUGCCACUGACACAGAAAAUAUAAGAUUCGUUUUCGCGGCCGUCAAAGAUACCAUUCUACAACUCAAUCUCAAAGAAUACAAUCUUGUAUAAGAAUAGUAUUCUAAUUUUAUAUACCAAAAUAAACAAAAAUAUUUUGCAAAAUGAAAAUGUAAACCAAACUGAUUAUGAAAGAGUAAACAAACUUUUUUUGAACAACUUAAAAAGUGUAAACAAGACUCAAUUUUAUUAAUUUUCUCCAAAUAUGUUUACAGACAAUUUACAUAACUUUUAUCUAGAAAUAUUAAUUGUACCUUAGAUUGGUUUUUUUAAUGACAAUUUUUGGUGGAGAAAGUAAACAAGUUGAUUCAAAUUGGUUAAUUUUUUAAGGAUAUAUAAGUAAAAAAUUUUAAAGCGUGUACUUUUUUUAAAUAUUAAAAAAUAUUUUUUCAUAAUAAAGACUCAAAUUUAAUUAUUUAUUUUUUCUAUCG